Messenger RNA from Aspergillus mulundensis, 1116 nucleotides. RefSeq names its product glycosyltransferase family 8 protein. The transcript has 2 exons. NCBI's taxonomy places the organism in Eukaryota, Fungi, Ascomycota, Eurotiomycetes, Eurotiales, Aspergillaceae. The record is from RefSeq and is a predicted model, not a curated record. Gene Ontology annotation, molecular function: glycosyltransferase activity. Bases 1 to 1116 code for a protein of 371 amino acids.
AUGUCCAGCAACACGAGCACCAGCCCAAGCUCCAGCAACACCUCGAAGCCAAAUUCCAAUUCCACCCCCAAGAAAGUCUGGACAACCCUAAUCACAAACACCUCCUACCUCCCGGGCCUCCUAACCCUCGAAUUCUCCCUCCGCCGCGUGAACUCCGCAUACCCACUGGUAGCCCUAUACACAGACUCCCUCCCAGCAUCCGGGCACGCCGCCCUCGACGCGCGCGGGAUCGCAAAGAAACACGUUCCCUACCUGCUCCCGUCCAUCCACAAGGAGUACACGAACGACGUGCGCUUCUACGACUGCUGGAGUAAACUUACACCGUUCUCGCUCGUCGAGUAUGAUCGCGUCGUGCAGCUUGAUUGUGAUAUGCUCGUUUUGAGGAAUAUGGACGAGCUUAUGGAGGUUGAGCUUGACGGGUUCGAGCUGAAGGGCGAGGGAAGGAGGGUCUUUGCGGCGUGCCAUGCUUGUGUCUGUAAUCCGCUGAGAAAGGAGCAUUAUCCGGUAGACUGGUGCGUUCGGCUUCUGGCUUCUUUGAUCGAGAGUCAAGUCAAGUCAAGUCAAGUCAAGUCAAAUAUACUAACAGAGAACGCCAGGAUCCCCUCGAACUGCGCCUACACAACGCAACACACCCUCACACAACCCAUAUUCGCCUCCAAUUUCGCACCCCCGGCAUCAUCGGGCCUCGGGAUCCCCAACGGCGGACUGCAAGUCGUGAACCCGUGCCUAGAAAUCUACAACAAGAUCACGGCGCAGCUUGGGUCCGCCGCAACAUCGUCCUACGACUUCGCGGACCAAUCGUUGCUAGGCGAUCUGUUUCGGGACCGGUGGGUGGCGCUGCCGUAUGUGUAUAAUGCGCUCAAGACGCUGAGGUGGGAGGGUGUGCAUGAUGUUAUUUGGGAGGAUGGGGAGGUCAAGAAUGUGCAUUAUAUUCUGAGUCCGAAGCCUUGGGAGGAAAUGGGAAGUAGAAAUGAGAGGGAGGGACAAGGGCAAAAUGGGGAUGGGGCUUUGGAAAGAAAGGGGAAGGGCAGGGAUCCGUUGCAUGCGUGGUGGUGGGAGGUGAAUCGGGAGAGGUUAAAUGAGGAGAAGGCCAAGGGGAUAGAUGAUGGAUUUUGA